AUGCCUUCGUUAGGAAUAUCGUGCGUGCGCUAUUUGGUGUUUUUCUUCAAUUUCCUGUUCGCGAUCACCGGCCUGGUCGUCAUUAUUACGGGAGCCAUCAUCCAAUCGAAUUAUUACCAUUACUCGAACUUUGUCGGUGAUAAUUUCUGGACCGCCCCGAUCGUACUUAUCGUAAUCGGGUCCAUCAUCUUCGUGGUGGCAUGCUUCGGUUGUUGCGGUGCGGCCAAGGAAAGUCCUUGCAUGAUCAUCACGUUUUCGAUCUUUUUGGCGUUGGUGUUCCUGGCCGAAAUCGGUAUCGGCAUUGCCGGGUACUACAAGCACGAAGAGCUCAGCGGUAUACUGGAGAAGGGCUUCAACAAGACCCUCGAUAGCUACGCCACCGACAAGGGUGCCCAGGAAGCGUGGAAUCUCGUACAGUCGGAGAUGGUUUGCUGCGGCAUUAAGGGGCCGGAAGACUGGGAACCGAUCUAUAAGAACGAUACUGUACCGAGGGCUUGCUGCCACCGGAUGCCGAUCGGGGUGAACAAGUGCACCAGGGAGUACGCCUCGACGGAAGGAUGCUUCUCGAAGCUGUCGAACUAUCUGGGCUCGAAAUCGCUCAUUCUCGCUGGCAUUGGCAUCGGAUUGGCCAUUGUACAGCUGAUUGCUGUCUUGCUUGCCUGCUGCCUGUAUGGGUCAUUCCGCCGCCAGUACGAGACUGUCUAA
This is a messenger RNA of Anopheles marshallii, 705 nucleotides long. RefSeq names its product CD63 antigen. The coding region runs from base 1 to 705 and encodes 234 amino acids. The record is from RefSeq and is a predicted model, not a curated record. NCBI's taxonomy places the organism in Eukaryota, Metazoa, Arthropoda, Insecta, Diptera, Culicidae. Gene Ontology annotation, cellular component: membrane. The transcript is spliced from 5 exons.